ACACACUUAGUGACUGACUGAAUCAAUACGCAGUCGAGUACGCCCAACCAUUGUUGCGGUAGUGACUUGUUUUGAGGCUUACGUUUAAUCUAGUGUUUAUUCAUUACCGAGUUAUUUCUGAAGUUAUCGGAGGAGAUGGAGAGUGUUGAUACUUGUCAACUGUGCUAUGAAGUUUACGAUGAAGAAACAAGAAGACCUCGUGUGCUACCCUGUGGCCAUAGUUACUGCACUGACUGCAUAACCAAGCUAAUUGUGAAUGGUAAACCUUCAUGCCCAGAGUGCAAUACAAACUUUGUAGCUUCAGAUUCAUCACAAAUUCCAGUAAAUUAUGGGAUGGAAAGGUUUAUUUCUGCUAUGAAAGAAAAGCAAUCAGGCACCAUUUGUAAACUGCAGUCACUGAACAAAAUUAGAACAAUGCAAGACAUGAUUUAUUCUCAUAAAUCAAGUGCCCUUAAUCUACUUCUUUCUUCUGAAGCUUUGGAGAAGCAGUUGUCAGAUUAUAUAGAUUUUCUACAGAAAAGCAUAAAAUCGCACAAAGAAUUGGCUGUAAAGUUGCACAGUAAGAUCAGCUGGCAUGAAUCUAUUGUAAAACAGAUGACAGAAGAGCAAGAGAAGACAAAGGAAGCACAGAAGCAAGUGAUAAUUUACAGCAAAAACAUGAGAGCUAAUUUACCCGAACUAGAUUGUGCAGACAGUAAUAAAGCUGUUUCUAUUGCUGUGGCCAAAGUAGCUGAAACUUUUGGUGAACUUGCCAAUUGUCUAAGCAAUUGUCAGGCAAAGCUUCCUAACCCUACAGUUGCGCUUUCACAGAAGACUCUAAUGAAGUAUGAGGCAUUGUUACAUGAAGAGGACUCUAAUAAUGAAGAGGACUUCUAUGCUUCCGUUUUGUCCAGCAGAUAUUUCACAAUUUUAGAGAAGAUAACUUUGUGCAGCAAUGGGAAAUUAUCAUUCACUGUGGAUCAACUCAAGUCUGACCCGGAUACCUGGAGGGAAAAAAUAAAAUCCGGCAGAGUUUUUGCGGUAUCUUCUGUUGAUGGGCGUAACAGAUCUGCAUCUCUCUCGAUGAAGGAUGGACAAGUGUACCUUCAUUGUUUGAAAGAUGAAGAAGCUCCACUGGUUAGCUGCCAAAUUGAGCACAGUGAAAUUGUCAAUUGCAGUGGAGAAGCUUCAACUGUUGCUUUCUUCGAUCUGGAAUGGGACGGUUCCACUAAAGGACGAAUUCAUAUCCUGAUGCCUUCCAAUACUCCUCUGGCACAUCACUUCAGAGAUGUCUGCUCGGGGGAAUUAGGACUCACGUACAUAAACAAGAAACUCGUUCGUGUAGAUGAUACUACAAUAUCAUGUGAAUCUUACGAUGACAGUAGUACCAAAGGAAGCUUAAGCCAUUUAAGGCUCAUAAAUCUUAAAGAUGACUUGUAUAAGCGUGUACCUGAAACUGGAACCAUUUGGAUGGACCCGAAUGGCUCAUUCCAGAUUGUAACUUGUUCAGUAGUAGGCUGUAAUCUGUAUUCUCGAGUUUUUGGUAAAGUUAAAGAUGACAUUAUAAUGCUGAGUAAAGUUGCAGAACGGUUACGAAAUGGAUUCAAUGACAUUAAAAUUGUUGGAAGUGGUGUUGUUUUGCAAGUCUGAUAUAAAGGUAAAUAAAGACAGAAAAGCGGGGACAUCUUGACUCAAUGGGAUAUAACUUUUCAGCUUUUUAAUCACAUUAAAUCUUGGACCUCUAACCUUGUGGAGUGCAGUUCAUCAAUAUAAUGGCAUCUCUGUAAGGGCUUGGAAAUUGUUUAAAAUUUUGCUAGAGAGGAAGAUUACAUAGAUUUUGAAAGUUGAUGAAGCUGCAUGUAAAUGAUCUUUCCGUUACAAAUUGCAUUAACUUGUCACAGCUCCUCAGGAAAGAGGGACAGAACUAAAAUGAGGGUAUUCUACUUCAGCCAAACCCGCAGAGUUUGUAGCUUGCACCACUCCUAAGUGACCCCCAAAGAUUUACGUAAAAUCUUUUUACCAGCAUUUUAUCAAUAGUAAUUUAUACAUACCAGAGCUCAGAUUAAAUGUUUUCCCUGAAUACUUCCUUAUAAAAGCAGACUCGAUUGUAUUCCUGUUAUUAUAAUUAUUACAAAAUAAACAUUCCUGCUGCCUUUGUAAAAUCGAUAGCAUGAUGAAAAUUACUAAGGUGAAUAAAAAUGGAAUUACACUUUUCAUAAGCAAAAUUAAACCGUAAUUCUGUCAUAACGCAACCAAGGUGACUUCUCAAUUGGAACUAUAAUUCCAGUUCUUAAUUAUCACAUAAUUAUGGACAGAAUUAAGGUCUGUCAAAGCAUGCAGCCAUUCGCUCGGGCACAUCCCUUAACCUGAGAAGUACUACCUGGGGAUCUUUAAUAUCACUUAACGACAACGCUCUUACAUAAUAUGACUUAGGACUCUGCACUUAAUCACCUGUCAGAGUACUCUGUGGUGGUUUACUUAACCUAUCGCUUCCAGUUUUCAAUUAUGUUCGGGAACUUUAUAAAAACAAUGUAUUUUGUAGAAUUUUACUCUUGAAUAAAAGAUGAGCAAUGUCACUCAGAUGAGCAGUCCCUCCCAGAACUUUGCGGAGCUAUGCG
Molecule: messenger RNA, 2597 nt
Organism: Macrobrachium nipponense
Lineage: Eukaryota; Metazoa; Arthropoda; Malacostraca; Decapoda; Palaemonidae
Product: tripartite motif-containing protein 72-like
Exons: 5
Coding region: 136-1629 (497 amino acids)
Biological process (GO): protein ubiquitination
Molecular function (GO): metal ion binding; ubiquitin protein ligase activity
Source: RefSeq, a predicted model, not a curated record